Molecule: messenger RNA, 192 nt
Organism: Aphanomyces astaci
Lineage: Eukaryota; Oomycota; Saprolegniomycetes; Saprolegniales; Verrucalvaceae
Exons: 2
Coding region: 1-192 (63 amino acids)
Source: RefSeq, a predicted model, not a curated record
AUGGCGGCGCUCCUACUAGGGUUGCGGGUCACACUGGUGCCGAGCCGCCGCGUGGGGUGCGUUGUGGCCAGUCCAGCGCGCAUUAUCAGUCAGGCGGACGGCGCACUCGGCUUCCUCGCCGUGGUCAGGAUGCAGAAGGCAGAUACCCUCCUUACUGUUAGCAACACGAUCCAGACCAUCCCCGCCACGUGA